Ostreococcus tauri is the source of this 1032-nucleotide messenger RNA. Its product is annotated as Triose-phosphate transporter domain. The transcript has a single exon. Bases 1 to 1032 code for a protein of 343 amino acids. NCBI's taxonomy places the organism in Eukaryota, Viridiplantae, Chlorophyta, Mamiellophyceae, Mamiellales, Bathycoccaceae. Gene Ontology annotation, molecular function: antiporter activity. Gene Ontology annotation, cellular component: endosome; trans-Golgi network; Golgi apparatus. The record is from RefSeq and is a predicted model, not a curated record.
AUGAGCGACCGGGCGAAGACGAGCGAUGAUCUGGCGCAGAGCGCCAAGGCGGCGUCGAUGCAGGCGUUCGUGACGGCGAUGGGGUACGGGGUGGCGUACAUCACCGCGGCGACGUGCAUCAUCUUGCUCAAUAAGUACAUGCUGAGCGUCACGGCGUUUCACUACCCGAUAGUGUUGAGCUCGAUGGGCGUCCUGUGCGGAUGGACGCUGGCGCUCAUCGGCGUGCACGUGACGAAGACGGUGGAUCUCUCUAAUCAUGCCGAUUUGACGUUCGCGCAGUGGUGCAAAAACGUGCUUCCGAUUGGAUUUUUUCAGGGAACGACGCUCAUGUUGGGGAACAUGGCGUACUUUCAUCUCACGCUUUCGUUCUUGCAGAUGGCCAAGGCGGCGUCGCCGGCGGUUUUAUUCUUCGUUUUGUACUUUACAGGAUUAGAUAAAUGGCACACGAAUGUCGCGUUGGGGGUGUUGGUGAUCAUUCUCGGUACUUUGGUCGCGUCGUUGGGAGAGAUGAACUUUACCUGGAUCGGGUUUGCGCUCAUCUUUGGCGCAGAGGUGACCGAGGCGGUGAAGAACGCCCUCAUGCAGUUCUUACUGGCGAACAAGAAAUUUAGUAUGUGGGAAGGGAUGUAUUUCAUCUCGCCCGCGUCUCUAUUCUUCCUCACGAUCGCCGCGACGGCGUUUGAGUUCAAGCACAUGCGCGAGAACGACGCGUGGGGCAUGAUGGUGGACAAACCGUACCUCUUCGCCGCCGCCGGCUUUUUGGGUUUCGUUGUCAAUUUUUGUUCGCUCGGCGUGAUCAAGAACAUCGGUUCGCUUACGUUGAAGGUGCUCGCUCAGAUCCGUUCCGUUCUCAUCAUCAUUUUCGGCGUCAUCUUCUACCACGACGAGGUGACGAUACUCCAAAUGGCUGGCUACGGCGUCGCCGUCGUCGGCUUCGCCGGGUACAACGUCGCAAAGGUCCAGGCGAAGGAACAAGAAAUCUUAGAGCAACGCCGAGAGGAUUCGAUGAAAAAACCGCUUUUACCCUCCUGA